AUGAAGAAAUCCAUUGCCAGUCCAUCUGUUAUCACUGUAAUUCUGGUUAAUCUGCUGCUGCCAGAUAAAACAUUUCGGCAUCCAAGAGCUCAGAUGAUUAUGGUCAUAUUUCUUUCAGAUGUUCAUCUGUUUGUGAAAAGGAGGUUGUGUAGCGUUACCAUUGGGUGCAUUAAGGAGUAUGCAAUUGUGGUGACGUGGAAUGUGCUGGGGGAUCCACUUGUAUGCAUAAUGUACCACUCACUCCGUCAAGUUUCUCCGUCAAAUAAGCGUAAAGAGAGAGAUGACGGUCCUAACGUCGUGAAAAAACCGUCAACAUUCACGACUAAAACAUUAGCCAAGCCGAGCAUUCAUAGACCAGCAAAAAAGCCGGUUGAUCAGCCAGCUUCAAAUAAUACGCUUCUGGCUGGGUAUUUAGCCCACGAGUUUUUGACUAAGAGUACCUUAUUUGGUCAGCCUUGGGAUCCAGCUCCAGCCGAAGCCGUUCCUCUGUCGAUAAAUCAGAAGCCCUCUCCGAACCAGAAAAUGGAAAAUGAGCCGCAAGCGAAAGCCGAGAAAGAGGAUGAGAAUUAUCUGAGAUAUAUGGAAGUAUCGCAUUUGUUGAAAUCAGAUGGGGCCCAUAUACCAGGCGUAUUCAACCCGACCCAAUUCACACGGUUUUUACAGUAG
Messenger RNA from Fraxinus pennsylvanica, 666 nucleotides. Lineage: Eukaryota; Viridiplantae; Streptophyta; Magnoliopsida; Lamiales; Oleaceae. The record is from the annotation of a GenBank genome assembly.